Molecule: messenger RNA, 336 nt
Organism: Cylicocyclus nassatus
Lineage: Eukaryota; Metazoa; Nematoda; Chromadorea; Rhabditida; Strongylidae
Source: the annotation of a GenBank genome assembly
UAGUCGAAACUACGUAUAGUACCUUUAUAGAGCAGUCGACAAGUGCGAAAAGGAUGCGUCAUUUCGUGUGGAUGCUACUGCUUUUACUAAUUUUGGAGGUGGCUGUCGAGGCGAGAAAGCCGUUUUCAUGUUACGAUAUGUUCGUGAGACCCAAGCUUGCUAAUAAGCGAUGCAAUACAGCUUGCUGGAAGUAUAAUAAAUGCCGAGGACGUUGCGAGUUCAAGCACGGGCGCAAGCGAUGUUCAUGCGGGCGGGUGUGCGGUCGCAUUAGAAGUUUUUGGAAAGAUCGACACUGAAAUUUUUGCAUGACAUGAAAAGUUUACCAAGUAAAAGUCU